Messenger RNA from Chrysochloris asiatica (Cape golden mole), 2579 nucleotides. RefSeq names its product calcium responsive transcription factor (gene CARF). Gene Ontology annotation, biological process: regulation of transcription by RNA polymerase II. The record is from RefSeq and is a predicted model, not a curated record. Lineage: Eukaryota; Metazoa; Chordata; Mammalia; Afrosoricida; Chrysochloridae. Gene Ontology annotation, cellular component: nucleus. Gene Ontology annotation, molecular function: DNA-binding transcription factor activity, RNA polymerase II-specific; RNA polymerase II cis-regulatory region sequence-specific DNA binding.
GGGGUGCGCCUGCGCAUUGCGCUGGUCUCCAUGGCGGGGCCUCGGAGCCAAGACGAGAGAAAAGGCUACUGUGAAGACAUUAUUAUAUGGUUGACCUAUAUGAGACUACAGCUAUCAUGAUUUAGGGCCACCAAAAGGAAGAGCUACAGAAGAAAACAAAGGGCAUUUCUGGAGGUAGUAGAAUGCUUGAGGCCUGGAAUUUAAACUUGAGUCACUGUCUGAAGCUAUUAACCAAUAGAAGAAAAUGGAAUUGAAUGUGCUAUCAGCAUGGAACAGUCUAAUUGUUCUUUAAGAGUCAAUCAUCAUGAUGGCGAAGAAUCAAAAACAGAUGUUCAGGUAUUUGAGCACCUAACUCAUAUGGACUCCAGGGAUUCUUCCUUUGGACAAAAUGAUUCUUCUACAGUUGUGCCCAUUACUACCCAUGGAGCAGAUAUUUCACUCACAUCACAAAAUAUGCAAGGGUCCCUAACCCAGCCUCCUUCUACAGAGCAGUUCCAUCUAGUGGACCAAAGUGGGCAACCUAUGCAGUAUGAACUUCAGUCACUGGAGGAUUCUAAUGCACAAAUGAUGAUUGUAGCCAACCCAUCAGACAACGGACAGGUGCUUCAAGUAAUUCCAUCUAGCCAGACAGGAAUGACACACGUGGUUGUUCCUCAGGGACAGCUUGUGGAUGUGAAUAGUCCUCCGGAUGUCUCUGAAGAGAAAACUGGUGACAGAAACUUACCAACUGUAAGAGUGGAUGGUCUAGCAGACAAUACCAGUAAUUACAUUCUUCAUCCACAUGCAUCCCUCACAUCACCAAAAAAGUCAGUGACCAGAAUACUUGAAGAACCUUUUAUGACUCCUCUCCAGCCACUUUCUUCUAACACACCUAUAUGGGCCUGCCGUCUUAGGAGCUGUGAGAAAAUUGGAGAUUCUUAUCGUGGCUUCUGUGUUAGUGAGACUGAAUUAGAAAGUGUCCUAACAUUUCACAAGCAGCAAACACAGAGUGUUUGGGGCACCCGCCAAUCUCCAAGCCCAGCCAAGCCUGCUACACGCUUGAUGUGGAAAUCCCAGUAUGUCCCAUAUGAUGGAAUCCCAUUUGUUAAUGCAGGGAGCAGGGCUGUGGUAAUGGAGUGUCAGUAUGGGCCAAGGAGAAAAGGUUUCCAGUUAAAAAAAAUCAAUGAGCAGGAAAGCAGGUCUUGUCAGCUCUACAAAGCUACUUGUCCAGCCCGGAUAUAUAUAAAAAAGGUACAGAAGUUUCCUGAAUAUAGAGUUCCUACAGACCCCAAAAUUGACAGAAAAAUAAUCAGAAUGGAGCAAGAAAAAGCCUUUAACAUGCUAAAGAAGAACUUGGUGGAUGCUGGUGGUGUUCUCAGGUGGUAUGUACAAUUACCUACACAGCAGGCUCAUCAAUAUCAUGAAUUAGAGACUCCAUGCCUUUCUCCUUCACCUUCUUCUUUUCCUAUGUCUUCUCUCGAAGAAGAAGAAAAUACCAUUAGAGAUGAGAAUUGUGCAUUGCCCUCACGUCUACAUCCUCAAGUAGCAUUUAAGAUUCGAGAAUUAGUUACACAGGGAAUAGAACAAGUAUAUGCAGUAAGGAAACAACUAAGAAAAUUUGUAGAAAGAGAAUUGUUCAGACCUGAUGAAAUACCUGAAAGACAUAAUUUAUCUUUUUUUCCAACUGUAAAUGAUAUAAAAAAUCACAUCCAUGAGGUACAGAAAUCCUUGAGAAGUGGAGAUAUGGUAUAUAGCUCAGAGAUUAUUCCAGCAACGCUUCAAUGGACUACAGACAAUGGGAAUAUUCUCAGAGAGACUGUGACAGUUACAUUUGCAGAAGGAAAUUCACCAGGAGAAUCAAUUGCUGCCAAAGUGGAAGCAAAUCAGACAAGAAGUUCUUUGUCUCCAGAGCCAGCCCAUUUACUCUCCUCACUUUCCUCAUUUCAGCCUAAAAUAUUUGCCCAACUGCAGGGUUUGCAGUUACAACCAAGAUUCACCUCUUCUGAUGAAUCAGCGACUCUGAUACCAGUAAAUAACCACCUCUCCUCCAGUCCUUCAAGACUUCUGGAUUCAUUAGGAAGUACUGUAAUGAAUAAUAAUUCUCUACUGCUUGGUCAGAGUCAUAGCCUUCAAACAGACACAUGCCUAACCCAAAACAAUCAUACUGCCUCUGCCAUGGGCAGCCCUCCAGGACCAGAUCAGAAUCUAAUUCCAAUGGAUCAGCUUGUGGAAGUUGGGGAUGUUGAUGAUACAGAAAAUCUGGAAGGAAGUGUUUCUCAGAUUCUGUUGGGAGAUGUGCAGACCAUUCCAAUACGGAUUAUAGACGGCCAUCCCACUCUUAUUGAAGAAACUACAGAAGGUACCAUUUCUGUGAGUCAAGUUAAGCAAGAACCCAAAGAACCAGCAUUGUCUGUGGAAGCAAAAAAUUUAGACUGUAAGAAAUUAUCUGCCACAUAAAUAACUGAAGCUUUUCAGAAUUUACAGCUCUGGUGACUUCUGAUGUCUUAGAAAAGAAGGUGAAUAUUGUAAAAGUAUUGUCAUUCUUCAGGACGGUGUGAUAAAUGGACUGAAGACUGUCUGUGAACAGCUUUGAUUUGAAA